This is a messenger RNA of Blepharisma stoltei, 803 nucleotides long. The record is from the annotation of a GenBank genome assembly. NCBI's taxonomy places the organism in Eukaryota, Ciliophora, Heterotrichea, Heterotrichida, Blepharismidae.
AUGGCGAGUCAAAAGAAGCCCGUUUCAUCCGCUGCAGAUAACAAUGCACCUGAUAUAGAAAUAAAGUCACCUGAAGAAGAGGCGCUUACUCCCUUCCUCUGUGAGCGAACAAAACCAUUAGAAAAAUCCCUAUUUUUUUCCCCAAAAACCCAUAAAAUUUUUUUUGAUGGAAAAAAAUUUGAUAUAUAAUUAUGAAAUCGAGCUAAUUUUAAACAAAAUUGCGUUUGAGACAUAAAUUUUCCAAAUUAAAUUAAUAUUUGCUUCCAAUUUUUUAAAAAUUCGCCCAUAAGGGCGAUUCUCAAGGGUCAAUUUUUCUGGCCCUUGUAAAUAUGGUUACUGAUUAUGCUUUCCAAUUUUUGCGAAGUGGGAUUUUUUUAAAUUUCGAAAAAAACCUUUUUCUAUAAACUUUAUAUAUUGACCUCACAUAUUUUUUGUUCUCUCACGGAGGGGGGAGUUAGUAAAUACAACUUUGGAAACUGGCGUGUAGAUGUUACAUGCCCUUAUUGUGGUUACGAAGGUAGAACUGUAAUAAAAAAGCGUCCAGGAAGAGUGCCUUGGAUUCUCUGUGUGGUAUUAUUAUUUAUACUUUAGCAAGCUAAGCUCAAAAAUGGCAUACAUACAAAUCUUUAUUCUAUUUCUAUAAAUUAAUAACACAAAUUCAAUGCUUAUCAAUUACAAUAAAUAACAACAGACAUACUAUCCCAUUUCUUUCGUGUUUGCCUGUAUUGAUGCCAUCAAUGAUGGAUAUCCAUCAUCACUGCAUAAAAUGCGAUAGAAGACUUGGAGUCAGAAAAAUCUAUUAA